This is a messenger RNA of Cydia splendana, 2831 nucleotides long. It is a transcript of the gene Graf, whose product is annotated as rho GTPase-activating protein 26. The coding region runs from base 283 to 2718 and encodes 811 amino acids. Lineage: Eukaryota; Metazoa; Arthropoda; Insecta; Lepidoptera; Tortricidae. The transcript is spliced from 15 exons. Gene Ontology annotation, molecular function: protein binding; GTPase activator activity. Gene Ontology annotation, cellular component: cytoplasm. The record is from RefSeq and is a predicted model, not a curated record. Gene Ontology annotation, biological process: signal transduction.
UUCUGAUCCGAUCCAUUGUUAGUGUGGUAACACCGUCAAAGUCCAUUUGACAGAUAAGCAGCUAUUUAUCGAAAAAUAUUGUUCCUGAAUUUAUAUCAAUUUUGAUAUUCUAUAUUGUAGUGUUCGUGUUAGUGUCGUCAUCAUAUCGAAGUGAUUCCGUCCUAGUGUGUUAGUGUGGAAGCGCAAUGUCGAGUCGCUGGGGCGCGCGGUGAAAGUGCAGUGCGAGUGUGGACGCGAAGGAGUGUUACCUGUGUAGGGUCGUGACGGGAGAACAGCAUCAGCAUGGGCGUGGGUCUGGUGCCGCUGGAGUUCACGGAGUGCCUGGCGGACAGCCCGCACUUCCGCGAGAACCUGCUGCGCCACGAGAAAGAGCUGGAGCGGACCUCGCAGCAGGUCAAGCGCCUCAUCAAGGAGGUCAAGGAUGUGGUCCAUGCCGCCAAGCGACUGGGCGCGGCGCAGCUGGCGUUGGCGGGCAGCAUGGAAAACUUCGAGUUUGCGUGCAUCGGCGCCUCCAUGACGGAGGACGAGCGCGUCAUCUCGCACUCCCUCCACCAUUUCGCCAAGCUCAUGCGGACCAUCGAGGACGAGCGCGAGCGCAUGCUGGGGCGUGCGCACGAGCAGAUCAUCGCGCCGCUGGAGAGGUUCCGGAAGGAGCACAUCGGCGCCGUCAAGGAGGGCAAGAAGAAGUUCGACAAGAAGACUGCAAAGUUCUGCCAGAGCCAAGAACGGACGCUUUCGCUCUCCACCAAGAAACAGGAUAAUGUCUUCCAAGAGGCUGACGCAGCGAUGGACAUGGCCGAGCGCGACUUCUGCCAAGCCUCGCUGGAGUACGUGUUCCAGCUGCAAGCCGUCCGCGAGCGAGAGAAGUUCGAGCUGGUGGAGACGCUCCUGGGCUUCGUGUUCUCCUGGUGGACCUUCCACCACACGGCUCACGACGUGCACCACGACGCCGAGCCGCUAGUGCGCGACCUGCAGCUGCGGAUACAGCGGACGCGGACCAACUUCGAGGAGACGAGCAAGCAGACCGAGUCGCUCAUGAAGAAGAUGAUGGAGGUGCGCCAAAUGAACAAAGAAGUGGAAGCGGAGGAGACGGGCGACGCCACGGACGCCGCGGGCGUGUCGCGCGCCGGCUACCUCUACCUCAUGGAGAAGAAGGCUUUUGGCACGGCGUGGAGCAAGCACUACUGCACGUACGAGAAAAAUUCGCGCACUUUACGAUUGCUUCCCUACUCGCAAAUCAACCCUAAAACUACGGCGCCAGCAGAAAGCGUAUGUGUCUGCGGCGCGCGGCGCGUCACGGACACGGAGCGGCGGUUCUGCUGGGACGCAUUACCGGCUGAUCGGGAACGAACGCCACUAACGUUGCAAGCUUUAUCCGAACGGGAUAGGAACGCUUGGUUACGGGCGCUCAGUCCACAGAACGGCGUGGCGGAGCUGGCCGGCGGCGCGGCGCUGGGCGCCGGCGCGGGCGAGGCGGGCGCGCACGCGCAGCUGGACGACGCGGGCUUCGCCUUCGUGCGCCGCCUCGUGCACGUGCUCGAGGAGCGCGGCCUCGAGGAGCAGGGCCUGUACAGAGUGGCAGGGGUGGCGUCCAAGGUGUCCCGGCUGGUGUCGUGCGCGGCCAGCGGCCGCCUACCCUCGUCGCUGGGCGACCCGCUGGAGUGGGAGAGCAAGACGCUCACGUCGGCGCUCAAGAGCUACCUGCGCGCGCUGCCCGAGCCGCUCGCCACGCACGCGCUGCACGCGAGCUUCCUCGCCGCCGCCAAGCUCGAGUCCCGCCCCGAGCGGGUCGCCGCCGUCGCCGCGCUCGUCGCGCAGCUGCCCGCCAGGAACAGGGACAUGCUGCGGCUGGUCGUGGACCACUUGAGACGAAUAGCGGCACGCUCAGACCGCAACCUGAUGACGCCGUCCAACCUGGCCGUGUGCUUCGGGCCCACCCUCCUGCGGGCGCCGCGCGAGUCCGUGGCCGCCAUCUUGGACCUCAAGUUCUACAACGUACUGGUGGAGACCCUGCUCGACCACGCCGACCAGAUCUUUGCGCAGUCCCCGCAGGGACCUCAUGUACAGCAGGCGACGCCGGCACAGAAUGGGCUCAGGGCUUCUCCCGCGCCACUGUCCUCCGCCCUCCUGCGCGCCGCUGACUGUGUGCCACGAGAUCUAGCAGCAGCUCAGCGGAGUCGGUGUCGAGCAGCAGCGCCUCCCCCCCUCCCCCCGGCGCGCCGGCCCCCCUCCCCCCGCCGCACGCGCACCUCGGCGCUGCCGCGCCGCUACACGCGCGUCUCUACACGCACCCUUACAGACGCGUGCGCACCCUGUACGCGUGCCUGGGCGAGAGCGAGGGCGAGCUGUCGUUCGAGCCCAACCAGAUCAUCACGAACGUGGCCGCCAGUGCCGAGCCGGGCUGGCUGCGCGGCACGCUCAACGGCAAGAGCGGCCUCGUCCCGGAGAACUACGUGGAGCCGCUGCCCUGAGCCCGCCCCGCGUGGCCCGGCCCACCGCCGCCGAACAUUGCCGAAACGACGUCGACGGCGACACCGAACCUUGCCGAUCGACGCCGACCGUUACCGAACCUCUAGCGUUGCAGGUUCCCGCCGCCACGCUGGAGUUGUAAACGUCGCUAUUGCCGCGCCGCGCCCGGCGCCAUACGUACCAUAUCCUCGUACCUACUAUGUUAAGUUGUUGAUUCUUUUGUACGUCUGUAUAUUUUGUAUAUUGUAAAUAAGCGUUUGUUGAUAUUUUAACUAUUUAUAUUAUGUUGUGGAUAUUUUUACCAAAUAUACUAUAUUGUACGAUGUCCGUUUGUGGAUGUAUUAUACAGAUUAAUAUAUAAA